Zychaea mexicana is the source of this 1386-nucleotide messenger RNA. RefSeq lists its product as uncharacterized. The transcript has 10 exons. The coding region runs from base 119 to 1363 and encodes 414 amino acids. NCBI's taxonomy places the organism in Eukaryota, Fungi, Mucoromycota, Mucoromycetes, Mucorales, Lichtheimiaceae. The record is from RefSeq and is a predicted model, not a curated record.
ACCGCUUCCAACUUCCAGAAUGGAUCGUCCGAGGCAUUGAUUGGCGACACUGUGCAGGCAAUGGUGGCGUCAGGUGAAAUGGAUCGAAACGCAAGUAAUAAGCACUAAAACUGUUUAUAUGUUGUUUAUCGCAUGUAUACAGAACUUGACGGUAGUGACAAAAGCGGGCUACUUGUCUGCUACCGACGUUGAAGGCUUCGACGAAAACAAAGACUACGUAAAAAUCAAUGACAAGAGUUUCCACGCCGUGUCAGCCAAGGUCAUUGAAAGCCAGAUCUCAAAAUCGUUAGAGAGGCUCAAGACGGAUAAACUCGAUAUCUUUAUGAUCAAUGGCCCGGAGCGCAUGUUGAUGGCAAAGAAUAGGGGUUAUAGCUCCACCCAAUUAUACAAAGAUCUAGGCGAAACUUUCAAAUAUCUCGACGCACAAGUGGCUAAUGGUACAAUUGGAGGAUAUGGCUUAUGUUCAAAUACCAUGGCGUUACCAUCAGCAGUGGACCAUGUCUCUUUAUCUCAAGUACUCGAUGCUUGCUCAAAACCUGACAAUUUCGUUGCUGUGGAGGCACCUUUUAACAUUUUUGAGCGCGAAGUAGCCGUUGCUGAUGGUAGCAAAACUGUGAGCGAUAUCGCCAAGGAGAACGGCAUCCACCUAAUGACCAAUCGUCCUCUAAACGCUAUCGCAAAUGGACAAAUCCGCGUAUUAGUGAAUCAUGCACUGGGUGGCGGUGAUACCGAAGGGUCGCGUUCAAGUGAACGUGAACUGAUGGAUAAAAUGUCAAAGUCAUUCGAUAAAGUUUCGACCUUGGAGUCAGAUAUGCUUUCUGAAUUACCUCUACAAGAGGAUAGCCUAACUGCAAAGUUUGUAUGGGGUCAGGUCCUUUCCGAAAAUCUGUCACGUCUAUCUCAAAACCAUUUUGCAGCACGGCACUACUUGUCUCAGCAAGUAUUGCCAGCUGUCGAGAAGGACAUCAAGAUACUAGAGAACUAUGCCGCCGAGCUUGAAGACGAUCGAGUGCAUGCAUUUGAUGAUUGGAUCAAUGAAUAUCGCGAGAGUGUGCGCGUUUUGGCAGAUGAUAUUGUGGGAUAUGCAUACAUUGACACGCUGCGCAAGAAUAGCGAGCUGGACCGCAUCUUGAACGCACUCAGUCCUACUCUGAGCAAGCAAAACGGACACGGUUUAUACUCGCCUUUGUCGGUCAAGGUACUACGACUCCUACUAGCGCACGAACAAGUCGGAACUGUAUUCACCGGAAUGCGCGACCCGAUAUAUGUACAAGACGCGUUGAAGGCCGCAGAAGAAAGCCAGACCAAUCCGCUCGGACAGGAUGACAUUGACGAGAUAUGGAGAUGUCCAAUUUUUGUAUAGAACGUAUUGUAAAGAAUUAGAGU